Eremomyces bilateralis CBS 781.70 is the source of this 1185-nucleotide messenger RNA. Its product is annotated as oxidoreductase. The record is from RefSeq and is a predicted model, not a curated record. Lineage: Eukaryota; Fungi; Ascomycota; Dothideomycetes; Eremomycetales; Eremomycetaceae. Bases 1 to 1185 code for a protein of 394 amino acids. The transcript is spliced from 4 exons. Gene Ontology annotation, molecular function: oxidoreductase activity; FMN binding.
AUGGCAGAGACCUACUACAAAGGCAUGUUUCAUGGCACCAUCCCGACCGUGACCACGGACCCCAAUUCCCUUGAGGCGGAAGCCAAAAAGUACCUGUCCAGCCGCUCGUACGCCUAUGUUGCUGGAGGUGCUGGCGAAAGGGCCACGAUGGACGCGAAUCGGAGUGCCUUCAGGGCCUGGAAGAUCGUCCCCCGCAUGCUUCGCGACACGCAGCCGCAGGACCUGUCGACGACCGUCUUCGGCGUGAAGUACCCGCACCCGUUGUUUAUCUCGCCGGUGGGUGUGCAGCAGAUCUUCCAUGACGACAAGGAAACCGGGAUGGCGCAGAUCGCGGCGGAGCUGGAGGUGCCGUAUAUCAUGUCCACGGCUUCUACUAGUAGCAUUGAGGAGGUGGCUCAGGCCAGCGGGAACGGUCCUCGGUGGUACCAGCUGUAUUGGCCUCAGGACGAAGAGAUCACCGCAUCAAUCCUCGGACGAGCCAAGAAGAACGGAUUUACCGCCCUGGUUGUCACGCUCGACACCUUCUCCCUUUCCUGGCGCCCCUGGGAUCUCGACUCCGGCUACCUCCCCUUCCUCAAAGGCCAGGGCAACCAAGUCCCCUUCUCCGACCCGGCCUUCCGCGCCAAGGUGAAGAAGCUAACCGGCAAGGAAGUCGAGGAGGACACGCUCGCCGCCUACGCCAUCUGGGCCAAGGAGACCUUCACCAUGGGGGGCCACACCUGGGACGACCUGGCGGUCCUCCGGAAGCACUGGGACGGGCCGAUCGCGCUGAAGGGGAUCCAGUGCGUGGAGGACGCGGAGUUGGCAGUGAAGUAUGGGAUGCAGGGGAUCGUGGUGUCGAAUCAUGGGGGGAGGCAGGUGGAUGGCGCGGUGGGGAGCUUGGAGGUGUUGCCGGAGAUCGUGGAGGCGGUCGGGGACAAGAUCGACGUGCUCUUCGAUUCUGGCGUGAGGACCGGCGCGGAUGUGGUGAAGGCACUGUGUCUUGGGGCGAAAGGCGUGUGCAUCGGGAGGCCGUGGGUGUACGGGUUGGGCAUCCGGGGGAAGGAGGGCGCGAAGGAGGUGUUGAAGUACAUUCUCGCGGACUUUGACCAGACGAUGGGACUGUCGGGAAUUGGGUCCGUGAAGAAUUGCGAUAAGACCUGGCUGCGGCGGUCGACGGCGCCGACGCAGGCCAGCUCCAACUGA